UAGACUGCUAGUGGGAGGCCAUCUUUGAUUCCAAUUGAAUUUGACAGAAUGGUGGGCAAACAGUGCUUUGUUAGCAGACGACAUACGUUGACAGCAAUAAUACGGGAUGAAUUUGUAAAAUUACGUGAUGAAUGAACAGAUGUGUUGAAUUGAUUGAAUUUACUUUCAAAAUAUAAUUUUUGAAGUGUAUUUUCUUUUAGGAGUUAUCUUAAUUUUUAAAUAUUUGUUUACUUUAAAAAUCCGACGAAUGUAAUCUCAGCUUUUAAAUAAUAAAAAAAAAAUGAUGUCAAAAGUAAUCAAUACAAUAAUGAUUGAUUUCAGCUUCUUAUACAUAAAUAAGCUUCAUUUAAAUAUUGAUGUGUAUGUUAAAAAUUUUGGAUUUGUAUUACGAAUAUAAUGAGAAGUGCAAGUUUUGGGUGGUCAUAAGGUUAUGUACUCACACCAGUGUUCAACAAAUGUGCUGUGAAUUUUGUUAUACAUAACUAAAAUUUGUGUUUGACAAUAACUGUUAAACAUUUACACCUACCUAGGCAAUAAUAUUCUUUUUGAAGUUGUCAGUCUACUGUUACUGUUUCCUGUAUUACAUUUCUUGUUUUAUUAAUGUAAUUCUAGAGUAGAUAAAAAUUUCAAACUUUGGUGACAGUGUUAUGAAUCGUAUCAACAGUGUUUAUUUAUGUGAAUUUUAUUUUAAGGCAACAAGUAUACAUCAAAAUAGUCCACGCAUAAAUUCUGUUACAAUUACUUCAAAUUGAGUCAUUUUCCUGGCCCCAUUUAGUCCCAUUGGGCAAUAUCUCUUAACAGUCAAAAUUUGGAACUGAGUUUCUUUGCUUACAAUUUAGUAUACUUCAAGAUUCUAACAAGGACUUGUUGGUUGUAAUCAUGAUAUAGUAUGUAGUUACAGACAUCCAGAAACUACACAGGCUACGGAGUAGUAGUAGUUAGAAAAUUAAAUAGCAUGGUAUAAUAGGCCUCUUGGAGAAACUCACCAUGUAAAAUGAGUUAAUGUAUUGUGUACUACACUGCUUCCACUCAGUACAUUUCUCCAGAAGUAUGAUUUUCAAUAGACAAACAAUUAUGGUAUGUACCAUUGAUUUUUCUUACGUCAUGUAGUAGGUACAUUGCACAUCUUUGAUUGACUUUACUAAAUUGCAUCCAGUGGAGUUUUCCUGUGGGGCAGAUCAAGUCUGCAGGAAAGCCUCUGAAUUAAAAAAAAAAUAUAUCAAAUUUUUUUUUUCUGCAUCCUAACAUGUUUUCCAUUCAGCAGAAGCUCCAGGAAGACACUUUGAGAGAGACUAUCAUACAAAGAAACAUGAUGUUAAGGCUUCCUUUAUGGUGGGCCACUGCAAAUGCGCCAAAAGAAACACGCAACGCCAUGGUCACAUAAAACCAAAUACUGAGUGGUGCUGUCAUGCCAGCAUUUUUCGGGGGUCAAGCACACUUCUGGAGCCACGCUUGUUUCCAAUCAUACUAUAAAAGGGUGGUGUUCAAAUAGUUCACCAUUUUAACAAGCCUAUGUAUACACUGCACAUCUAAUAAUUUUAAAAGUAAUUACAGAAAUGUGUAUAUUACAUAAUUAAAAUUUAAAAAUUUUUUUGUGUAGGUAAGGUGAGCAACAUUAUACGUAAAUUACUAUUUCUACAAGAGUUUACGCAAUAACCAAUUAAAGAUAAUAGUUAUUUUUCAAAGUAGGUUUUCCUGGAAAAUAGGCAAAUAAUGAAUGUGAAAGGUUUUAAUAGGCCUAUUGGGGGAAACACCACGUAAAACAAUGAGUAGGCUAAACACAUUGAGCACUGUAGGCUUGAGACAAGGUUCAUAGUUUCUCCAGACACACGAGUUUCGAUAAGUCACCAGCUAAGAUAGUAUGAACCAGUAAUUUUUUCCCUCGUGUAAAUUGAACGUCUUUGAUUUAAGUAUAUCCGGUGGAUUUUUGUACAUAAAGGCAGGAUAGGUUUGAAGGAAAGCUUUUUUUUUGUCCUGAAUAAAAUAUAUAUAUAUUUGUGUAUUAAUCUUUUUACCCAUUCUCUGGGAGGGAAUUGUGAUACCUUAAAUAGUUUACCAUUUCAAAAAGUGGUUAGGUUAGGUACAUUAAAAAUACUCUGAAAUUGUGUGCAUAGUAGGUUCGGUUAUGUCAGCCAUAUUAAGUGAAAAGAUUGAGAGGUUAGGUAAGCAAAGUUAAUCAUACUUUAAUUACCAUUUCAACAAGAUAUUAUGCAUUAUUAAGGUAGCUGAUCCAACCAAUCAUUUACUUAACAAUUAUUUUCUAAAAUCUGCUAAUCUCCAGUAUUACUGGUUAAGCAAUUUAUGUGCAUAGAGCCUUAUUUUUAGGGUUGGCUUUUCAAGGUGGAGAGUCACAAAUGUUUCUUUUUUUACUGCUAUAAAUGCUAAUUUUCUCGAAAAAUGGGUAAGUAUAAAUAUGUUACUUAAAUUUCUAUAUAGAGAAGGGUCUAGGGGAGAGCACCUGAAGACAAUACAGUAAAUUUAGAAAGUAGAGGCUCCUGGGGAAUUGGCAAAUAAUAACAAAACUGAAAGGUUUUAAAGUAAUAAAUAAAUUACAUUUUUAAAAAAAAAAUGUAACCCAGAUUAUACGUAUUAAUGUAGCUGACACAAGUUUUUACUUCAGCUAUUACAUAUGCACUUUAUUUUCUAGAGCCACUACUUUCAAGAUUUAAAAAAAAAAAUUGGACGACACACUGUUAUAAUUGUACAUAAUAUUAUCCUGAGGUACAGCAGUUUGUGAUGACAAUUUUAUUUGUAUUUAAAACAUCAACACACAGUCUAGGUUUGCACUCGUCCAAUGAUUUCCUCUUAAAAUCUAUCCUAGCAAUAGGUUUGUUAUAUCUUGCUACGUAAUUUAGAUUAUCCUGUUUAAAAAAUUGCAUUGAAUCUGAAAUAUUAUAACAGUAAAGACACAACUAAAAUUCGUAAUGAACGAAUACGACUACAAUAACAAACCCACACAAAUCAUUUUAUAGUGGUCAUUAUUCAAUUGCAGUAGAUUAUUUUUAAUUAAUAGUACUUAGUGAUGAGAUAAAUUACAUGUACUGUAUCAAAUUACCUACCCGAAAUACAUAUAUAAUAGGUUCAAUAACUGAUCUACAUAUUGGUCACAAGCGUUGGGUCGAAGAAGGGUUAGCUAUUUUCUAGCGCAUUUAAUGUCGUACUUACACAUCGCACUACAAUAUAAAUGUAUUUAAAAUUAUAUUUCACUCGUUACAUUUUUAAGUAUCACCCGCAAAAACUGUGAAAUUGCGAAAAACCUACAUUUUUAGGGAAUUUACUAGCAACUUGCAUCUUUCUCCCAUAAGAACCAAUGCUUUUACAGCAAUGUUUUGCCCACCAUUCUGUCAAAACAGCUCUCUGUCUCUCUCGCUCGGAUUGUAGUUCCCCAGUAUGCCGUCGACAGCAGCAAUUGGCGCUGAAAGCAGGGUGAUAAGCAGUCUAUAUAUCUCGUCGUUGGUUGUAACGAAGUAUUUACGAAAAUUUAUUGCAGCUGUGUUGGUAUUAUGAUGGCAACUUUACAAUUCAAAUGUUCAGAUAUUUUUUAAUUCAUUUUAUUUCGUAAAUUAAUAACUCCUUCCUUGCGUCAACCGCUCUCUACUUGUGUAAAUACUCUGCGUCCAGUGAAAUUAACCUAAUAUUAAUAGCAGUAUUUUAUUUAAAAGCAUAAUUUUUAGUGAAAUAUCUUACGAUACACAGAUGGAAAACAAAUAACUAAAUCUGGCGUCGUAACCUGCGCACUUGGGCCUGUGUAGUGCUCACGGCCAGCGGAGACACAUGUGGCUGUCGUCACCUCGGUGCGAGCGUCACCGCAAUGCAUGUCAAUUGAUGUCAAACGCAAGCUUGACUUGCACGUCGUCCUCAAGUAGCGUGUCGCUGUGCGUGGUGACUCUUGUCGCAACCCACCAGUAGUGAGCCGUGCUGCCAGCGUAGGGACGUACGCGCCUUGCAGUGUUGCAGACGCCUGCCGCGCGAUGAUCGGCGUGGAGCCGUGGCUGAGAGUCUCCCUCCUGCUGUGCCUGUUCGGGUUCCUCAAGGAGUUCCGGCCCUCCGAGCCGUACGUCACGCACUACCUGGUCGGCCCCUGGAAGAACUUCACCUCUGACCAGGUGAACCAGGACAUAUACCCCGUGGGCACGUACUGCUACCUCAGCCUGCUGGUGGUGGUGUUCCUGGUGACGGACGUGCUGCGCUACAAGCUGGUCAUCGUGCUGCUGGGCGCAGCCGGCGUCGUCACCUUCUGCACGCUGCUGCUGGGCGAGUCCCUGCUCGCCAUGCAGGUGGUGCAGUUCUUCUACGGGCUGUUCAGCGCGGCGGAGGUGGCCUACUACACGUACAUCUACGCGCAGGUGGACCGCAGCCACUACCAGCAGGUGACCAGCCACACGCGCACGGCGUACCUGCUGGGACGCACGGUGUCGGGCGUGGUCUCGCAGGCGGCCGUCUCCUCGGGCGCGCUCGACUACCAGCAGCUCAUCUACCUCACGCUCGCAGGCAUGGUCGCAGCCACUCUCUGGUCCCUGGUGCUGCCCCCCGUGAGGCACAGCUUGUACUUCCACCGCGAGGACGGCGGUCCCGUGCCGGAGUCCCUGGAUAAUUCCGUGCCGGAGCUCCUGGACGGGUCCGCGCUGACCUCAAAGAACUCCCCACGCGGCAGGUGGGCGGGGGCUUGCAGUCUCCUCUGGCGGGACUUUGUGGCUGCGUUCUCCCAGUGGUACGUGCUGAAGUGGUCGCUGUGGUGGGCCCUGGCGAUGUGCGGCUACCUGCAGGGUCUUAACUACGUGCAGCUGUUGUGGGAAGUGAUAUUGAACGAUACAGGCCAGUCAAACAGCAGGCUUCUGAAUGGUGCUGUAGAGGCAGCCUACACCAUAAUUGGGGCGGCGGCCGCGCUGGGCUGCGCCUGGGUGCGGCUGGACUGGCGCAGCGUGGGGGAGCUGGUGCUGGGGGCGUGCUCGCUGGGGAUCGGCUCCACACUGGCCGUGGCGGCCGUGUGCCGCGCCAUGUGGGUGGCCUACCUCUGCCACGUGCUCUUCGGCGUCCUGUUCAACGCCAUGAUCACCAUCGCCAACGCGGAGGUGGCCAAGAACAUCAAGGAGGAUAGCUACGGCCUAAUAUUCGGAGUGAACACGUUCCUGGCGCUGGCGCUGCAGUCGGUGCUCACGGUGGUCGUGGCCGGGAAGGGCGGGCUGGAGCUGCCCCCCCGCACGCAGUUUGUGGUGUACGGCAGUUACUUCGGAGCCCUGGGCGUUGUGUUCCUGUUGAUGUACGUGUGCACGCUUUGCAGCAAGGCGCGCACCGCGGGCGUGGUAUUGUGUGACGAGGAGCCGUGAUGGCCGUCAGCGGCUGGCUCCUCCGAUCUCUCACGCCUCCACUCACGACUGCCCGCACCGUGUCGCCCCAUUUGACAGAACACCUACCUACGUGACAUUGGUCAGCGACAGACAGUCCGUUCGUAAUGUUUCUCGAAGUUAGACCCAUAGAAGCAAACUGAACGGAUAGAUUUCUUUCUUCUUAUAAAAGGGUUUCGUAGAGAGUUGCAUUUAAAUGCAGUUGCAAUACUGAAUGAGAUUGCCUUUGUUUAGAAGUUAGAUAAUGUUGACAUAUUAAUUUUUUUUGUGAUUUAUUGAUUCAGGGGAGAAAUGUUUUCCACUUUUAUUCGUCAUUUGCAUAUACUUCAAACUUACAUAGUAAAAUAAAAUAAAAAAGAGAAACAUUUUUUUUUAUUUUUUAUGUUUCAUUGGUACAUAUGCCAAAUAACUUCAUUAUAAUGUUAAAGGAGAUGAUUUGGAUGAAAAUAACACCUUAAGUGACAUGUAGUGUGGAUGUGUACUUCGUUCCUCUUUGUAUUUUUAUGGUUUUCCUUUCACUUACUGAGAUAUUUAAGAAGUUGGGAACACAAUAAAUGGGUGAACUUUUGAGUUAACUCAAGUAUGAAGAAGCAUUUCACUGUAUUUGUUAUAAGUGUAAAUUUAAACAGUUGGUUGUUAUAAGAGAUUUUAUUUUUUAAGGUGUUAUAUGUUUGUAUUUUAUUUGCACAUAGUAUUUAUAUUAGUGUCCUUAAUACAUAUCCUGUACAAUUUUUAAUUCACAGCAAAGAAUGUUGUGGAUAUUGUACUUAUGAAUGUAUCAAUGUAAUUGAAAUUAUUUAAAGGUGCGUAUACUUAAAAUUUUGUGGGGAAUGCAUGUAUGUGCCUUUGAGAUGAGCUGUGAUAUGUUGUUAUUUGAAUGGAAGUCAACAGCAUAUUUGGUGACAAGAUGUCCUAACUUACUUGUACCUAUAUCUUCCUGGAAAUUAAUACAAAACAGGAAUGAAUUAACACAUUUUUACUUGCGUGUGAAUAAUAUUUUUUUUUUGUAUCAACUUAUUUGUAAUAACAUUCUUAUACAGUUACCUAAAGCAUUUGUUCACUUGUAAACACUUGUCAUAUUUUUAUGCACCUGUGUUGAUGAUAUGCAUUUUUUGUGUAUUUUUGCAUUUAUGGUACUUAAUUGAUUGCAUGUUCCUAAACAUUAAACUUAAUUUUCUAUUUUUAAAUUUAACGGAGCCAAAAUAUGCUGUGCCAUAAAGCAUUCAAGCAAAUACAUACUUCUGCGUGUGAUGUAUGUAGAAAUGUUCCCACUUAAGGAAAAAAAAGUUAGAAGGUAACAUUAUAUAAAUUGAUUUUAGGUGGGAAGAAAAGAGGGUAAACAUUUAUUUGUUUAAUUAAAAUUAAGUUUCGAAAAUUAUAGUUGUGUCCAGAUUUACAGAAAAUAUUUUGUGAAAGUAAGUUGUAGAACAGAAAGAUAGCAAUUAGGGGAUUGUGUGGUUCUGUCUGAUGUGAUGCUUAGUAUACCUUUUACGGAUACAUAACUACAUAUCAUUAGAAACAAGAUCGUAUGGUGAAUUGCGAUUAAACUGAAUUAACAACGUCAAUAAACCAUAUAACACCGAAUGCACUUAAAAGCAUAAAAUUAGUCAGCAUUUUAAAAUCAAAACAACUCAGACACACACACACACACACACACACUCUCUCUAUAUAUAUAUAUAUAUAUAUACACACACACAUAAAUAGUUGCCAAUUUUUUUUUAUUGUUCCGAGUAGAUCUGUCCUAGACACGCUUAUUACAAAUUAUUAAUUAUUAUAUGAAAAAGUCCAUCAUUGAUCAGUUAAAAUGACACUGUUUUGGUGAAAUAAUUAUCAUAACAACAUUUAAGAGUAAUAUUUUUUAAAUUAAUUGCUAUCCUUAUGAAUAAAAAAAAUCAUAAAAACUAAAUACAGUAACACCUAAAUGGACUUUAUUUUAAAAGUGAAUUCGGCCUUAAAAUAAAACAAUAUAAUCUUGUUUCUAAUUAUUGUCAGUAUUUUAAUGUUAGGUGGAAUAGAAGAAAAUUGAUAUUGUGUUUGUAAUAUUCAGUAUUUUCAUUGAUAUUAAACAUUUCUGAUUGUAAACG
Bacillus rossius redtenbacheri is the source of this 7429-nucleotide messenger RNA. RefSeq names its product thiamine transporter 1-like. The record is from RefSeq and is a predicted model, not a curated record. Lineage: Eukaryota; Metazoa; Arthropoda; Insecta; Phasmatodea; Bacillidae. Gene Ontology annotation, molecular function: vitamin transmembrane transporter activity. Bases 3972 to 5327 code for a protein of 451 amino acids. Gene Ontology annotation, biological process: vitamin transport; transmembrane transport. The transcript is spliced from 10 exons. Gene Ontology annotation, cellular component: plasma membrane.